Molecule: messenger RNA, 1413 nt
Organism: Effrenium voratum
Lineage: Eukaryota; Dinophyceae; Suessiales; Symbiodiniaceae
Source: the annotation of a GenBank genome assembly
GCACAGGUAGAGCCAUGCCUGAGCAAAAGGAUGAGCUCUCACCAGAGGCCCUGAUGCGGUGGAUCGUUAGCUCGCUGUACUUGGAUGAGGCAAUCCCACGCGGGGCAGUCUUGCAAUGGUAUUGGCAAUUGCUGACAGGCGCCAAGUUGACGCAGCAGCAACUUGUGGGGAUCAUUGAGGCGACGCCUGGGCUUUACAUAGACCCGCCAGGGUGCAGGAGGCUCAACUUUCGAGCAGUUCUCGAAGAGCCUCCGCCCAGCUUCCGCGGCUUCGUUCAAGAUGAGGAUGCCGGACAAGUGGAGGAUGUGGUCGACCUGGAGGUUUGGGAGGAGAUUCGCAACCACCUUGCGACUGGCGGCUGGCCGAAGUCUACGGAUUCGGCCCUCAGGGCCGUGGCAGUGGCAUGCUGGCUGCAGGAUCAGUCAGACGCCAUAAGUGAAGUCAGCUUCGGGCGUUUGCUGCAGCUUAUCACAAUCUGCACGCACCAAGAGAAGCUCCUGGGACUCCGUGACGGGGCGCUGGUGCCCUACACCGACUCGGAGGAGUGUGAGAGGCUGCUGAACGCUGAAGCCGGCAAGCCCACUGGCGUGAAGAGUGACGAGGCAUAUGUGAAGACCUGGGACGAGUUGCGCGACUGCCUGCGCCAGCUGGUGCUGUCCAGCCCGCAGAAUCAGAUCGAGGUGUCACAGGUGAAGCUUCAAUGCAGAUCCAAGCUGGGGAAGGAGCUUAGUGAGACAGUGUUCGGGCACUGCUCCCUAUCGCGCUUGCUGGACGAUGACAGGCUCAGCGAGUUUGUCAAGUGCGGUGAUAUGCAGACGAGGCAAAUAACCCUGGCGCAGGUCGCCAGGCCGAUCAGCUUGAGUGGCGGCCAAGAGAUGGUGAACGGCAAGAUGCACACUGAUUGGCAAAAGAGAGGUUGGGGCUGGGAGGCCGAGGAUCCGUUCCAAGAUCCUUCAAAGGACCCGUGGCAAACUCCUGACAAGGGCAAAGCCAAGGGCAAGCAGAAGGGUACUCACAACAUUCUCGCGAAAGCGCUCUCAAAAGGGGACAAGGGUGCCAAGACCUCCAGUUGGAAGCCCGCAGAGUCUGCAAAAGGUGUGGACAAGGUGGUCACCGAGGCCGUCAUCACGCUGGAAAAUGGCCUUGAGGCUACUCUCAAGGUUUACGAAAGCGAAGCUUUGAGCUCCGCUGUCCGCAGGUUUCUGAAGGAGCAGUCGCUGGAGGAGUGGUAUCAGACCCCGCUUUCUGCAUGGCUCCAAGAGGCCAGCAACGGGCAGGAGAACAUCUUUCUGCAGUUGACCGGAGAUCUCCGGACGAUCGUCACCCCGAAGCCCUCGAGCGUGCCCACUGUGACGCCAGCUGGAACCCCCAUGCAAUAACCCAGACACCCAGAAAUGGGCCCUCCUUCUUGCA